AUGUGGUUGUGUGUGUUUUAUGUGCUCGGCGUUGUCGACGAUGCCGCUGUCCCAUCUACCACGACGCCUCACGAAAUACUACAGGCGCCAAAGAAGAAUCACAUCUGCCAUGUCCCGGGAUGUGGCAAGCUCUAUGCCAAAACGUUCCACCUGAAGGCACAUCUGCUUUCACACACCGGAGACCGGCCUUUCGUGUGUCACUGGAUGUACUGCAACAAGGCGUUCACUCGCUCCGAUGAACUCCAACGCCACCUCAGAACGCACAUGGGUGAAAAACGUUUCCAGUGUGAACAGUGUGGAAAACGUUUCAUGCAAUCUGAUCACUACAACAAACACGUCAAGAUGCACGACAACCGACGCGCCCGUAUUGCUCCUGAUUCUCUUGCCGAAGGCGACGACGUCGGUUUUCAGUUCAGUGAUGAUAUUGCUAAUGGUUAUAGCGGUGACUUUCACUCAUUCGCAUUGCCAGAUUCUCCAAUAUCUGAAGUAGAUUUGUAG
Messenger RNA from Penaeus monodon (black tiger shrimp), 498 nucleotides. Its product is annotated as transcription factor Sp5-like. The record is from RefSeq and is a predicted model, not a curated record. Gene Ontology annotation, biological process: regulation of transcription by RNA polymerase II. NCBI's taxonomy places the organism in Eukaryota, Metazoa, Arthropoda, Malacostraca, Decapoda, Penaeidae. Gene Ontology annotation, molecular function: RNA polymerase II cis-regulatory region sequence-specific DNA binding; DNA-binding transcription factor activity, RNA polymerase II-specific.